Amoebophrya sp. A25 is the source of this 3358-nucleotide messenger RNA. NCBI's taxonomy places the organism in Eukaryota, Dinophyceae, Syndiniales, Amoebophryaceae. The record is from the annotation of a GenBank genome assembly.
GUGGAAUCAAUUAUGACAACGUCCAGAUUUUUGUGUUUGCAGUCGGAGAUCCACCUCAUGGUGGUUCGUAAGCGGAUUCAUCAUAUGGAUAUGCGCUACCAAAAAUCGAGCCGUGUCUUUUGAAGGUAAUCUAGUAUCAAAAGAUGCUACAACAAAGAAAUAGUGUGAUAUGCUGGCGAUAAUAAGAUCAUACACUUACACAAGAAUCUGAAUUGCAGCUCCUCCUGCCUCGUCAACCUGUAGAAGGAGCAAGUAAAGGAAAAGACUUAAGUUUAGACAAUCCAACAACGAGCUAGAUCAGCGGGUAGAAAUCGCCAGGGAAAUCCUAGGCAAGUUGCCGAGUAAAUUCCUCCACUCCGUCAAGCUUCGGGGAGGGUAAUACCAGCACAGUUUCGUACUUUGUUGCAAAUACGUCGAAAAUGAACCUGAGGGAUUCGGAUCGCGGGGCGCUGGAUUACGAAGAGGAAGAGGCUUCGGACGAAGAGGAGUCGUCGUCGUUUUCGGGUUCAGCCGGUGAAGUGUCCGGAUCUGGGUCUGCGCGUGAGUACCCAGGCUUCCAGCCGUCUUCUAGGCCCACCGAUGAGGCUUUUGGCAGAGAGGUCAGACCUGGCGAUCGCAGCAAAGAUGGAGGUGGAAUGGCAUUGGGCUCGGACACUAAACUUGUCCAAUUUAAGGACCGAGACCACGAAAAGGAGCGGCAAGGCACUGCAGCGGGCGCGCGCGGGGGGUCUCCAAGUUCAGCGCGAAACGUUGCAACGCCUUAUGAAGACCAACUCACGAGGUUGCGGAAUAAACUACUCCAUGUUGGCGAGCGGUUUGUGUUAGGGCUUCAUAAAAAUAAAAAUACCAGGUAGAUGUAGUAGAUCGAUUUCGAUAUUGCUUUCUGUUUUUUCACGAGACAAGAAAAGUGGCAUCGUACAGAAACAGUCCAUAAUUAUGAUAAGAGUGCAACCUCCCAAGCAAUGCCACGGACGACUAGAACACGCGUUUUUCGUCAGCAUGCCUUUUGUUUCGAAAAGUUAAAUCUCUUUUUGAAAAGCUCCAAUAGUUGGAUUCGAUCGUGCGAUGGAGCAGCUCAGUGUGAUGCGUCGCGAAACAGAGGAGCGACGUCUGGACUCGUUACAGGAAAACCUUGGACGAACUUAUGGAAGGAGGUAAUGAGGACUUUCCCUUUCUUGUGGAGCGAUAACUGUGAUUGAAGUAGAAGUUUACACGCAUAAUCGUAGAAGAAAAUCUACACCUCGAAGAGAAACAACUAGAACUACCACGACUAAAUUUAAUCAUUUGAAUAGAAGACAUCAGACAUCUUGCUCUGACUGCUGGGUCUUAUAUAGGUCAUUCAACACAUCGCUUCCCUGGCUUAAUCUCACUCUCUCUGGUUUCUUCAUUUUGAAGAGCGACAACUGCAUAGCGAGGUCACUCGAAGAGGAGAGCAUGCCAAGACGCUGCAGCUAGUGACAGAAAACUGUGCUAAUGCAAUGCUCGAUCGUGUCCAGAAGCGCAUCCAGAACCAUAUGAGGCAAGUUGUCGCAGCAUUGGAUGUAUGAUAGGAUGAGCAGGCGGUUGUGGCUGCCGUGCCCCUCUUUUAUAUGUAUGAUGAGAUGAAAAGGAACAAGCGGAAAAAUAAAUAUUUUGAUGUAUCAUUCACAUUCUGAUCAUUGGUACAACUACAACUCGAUUACAACUUGGGGUAGCUCCUUGCUGCUACGUUGACAUUAAGUAAGACCUAGGUGGUCAGAUUCAUCUGAUUUCAGUCUCGCUGUGCUUCUUCGACCACAGUUGUAAAACGCGCGUCAUUUUCGAAAUGAGGUUUCUUCCCUCAUCUUGAAGAUACCAACUACAACAUAUGCUACUUUUCAUCUACCUCCCUUGCGGCGCGUUGCCUCACACUGGAGCGAGCGAUCUUGCAAUUUCGUGGCGAACUUCCGAGUAAGUUGACGAUUGACGCUAAGCAUCUUUCCGACAGCGUGAACUCUCUCAAGUCUAAAAUGCGUGGCUUUGUGUCGGACGGCCAGACAGAAGAGGAGCACGUAGAGUCGUUAUUAGCAGAAGAUGGCGCGAUCUUAAAAAGCGAAAGUGAAGGCGCAAGCAAGGACAAAGCACCUCCUCGAAGAGUCCGAGUGCUGAUGGAUGACGAUGAUGAUAAGCAGGCCGCAGAAAAGAAGCAGAGCAAGGAGAUCGACCUGGGUAGCAGCAGCAGUCGCAGUGCUUCAUCCUCUAAGAAAAAAUCCAACUCCCUCGACAGCACCGUGAACCAAGGCACAUCCAACAAGUCUGGAGUGCUGUUGGCUGAGACUGCUAUCCGCUUGGGUACUCAAAUGUCGCGUCAGGUUGGACGCUUUGUCCAAGAUAGCGACAAAAUGGCGGCCGAUAUCUCAAGCGGUCUAGAAAUGCUGGCCAAACGCAAUGAGACUGAGGAGAAGGCGUUCCAAGAUUUCGUCUCGAGCGAACUCAAAGUCGUCAAGCGUGGCGUCGAUCUGGAAUUAUGGAUCAUCUUGGAAGAAGAUGAAUAUGAUUUAGAGUCCGUUGUGGCUGUUGUAGUAGUUGUAGUAUCGUCUAGAAAAUGAAAAAGGAGGUCUAAGAUAUCUUCUAGAAUAAGGAGGUCUACCACGUAUACUUUCAUUAUGAUGCAAGUCAGUACUACUUCAUCUAGGUCGUACUCGUAGUGCAAUAGCAAUUUACUUGAAGAAGAUGAUGACCCACCUUUCCAUGUAGUGCUGUUAGAUUUGCAACAUUGAUUAUUCGGGUAUUAUGUAUUUGUAUGUGUUUCUCUCUUGCCUUUGCUCGUGCUGCUGAAUAAAAGCGUCACUCCUAUGGAGUAGGUCAACAGCGCCACUGCUUGUCCUGUACCGCUUGUUCGUGGUGUCCGUGUGAAAGUCUCUAACCUCCGGGAAAGCGCGACAAAAGACCGAUGAGGAGAUUCUGAAUGCUAUCAAUGUGUACAGCGGCGCGCUGCAGAAGGCUCUGAGAACAACAGCUGCUGGUGCCGUAGGAUGAUCCCUCCACCGCAAAACGUGCGAAUAUAUCGAAAACCACAUUUGGAAUAAUUGCUGUGGAAGCCGCAAAGGCGCAAUGUUCAUUUUAUUUGAUUCAAUCCAAAUGCGUAACGUAGUUGUUUAGUGAGCCGCGCUGCGCCUGUCCCUGUGUAAAAUGUGAUUUCGGACUUCGAUAUUCAUGAACACAGAAAAUCAACAACUCGGAAAUGCGAUCAACCCAUGUUGAAAUUUGGAAGCCUGCUCUUCAUCUUCCUUCAUCAAAUGAAUAGACCUUUGAGAAUUUCCACGGCUCUGAUUCAGUCAGGCUAAGCGUGUUGUACCUACUAUGCAAGCUGUGUUGGCUUCAUGCCGGAACAUGUUAC